Camarhynchus parvulus is the source of this 2116-nucleotide messenger RNA. RefSeq names its product nuclear receptor coactivator 5 (gene NCOA5). The record is from RefSeq and is a predicted model, not a curated record. Gene Ontology annotation, molecular function: RNA binding. Gene Ontology annotation, biological process: regulation of signal transduction. The transcript has 9 exons. Lineage: Eukaryota; Metazoa; Chordata; Aves; Passeriformes; Thraupidae. Bases 20 to 2116 code for a protein of 698 amino acids. Gene Ontology annotation, cellular component: nucleoplasm.
GAUUUGGAACGAAAGCAAAAUGGCUCGAGGACGCAAGAGCAAUAGCAUCAAACAGAGCGACUUCACUAACAGCACCAAUCCUCAGGAUUUAGAGAGAAGACUUUUUGUCGGCAAUUUGCCCACAGACCACAUGACUCGUGAAGAAAUGGAAGAGAUAUUUUCAAAAUAUGGCAAAAUCAGGGCCCUCAGCAUGUACCAUGGCUAUGGGUUCGUGCAGUAUGACCGUCUAGAAGAUGUCCAGGCCGCUCUGGACGGUGAGAAGGGUCGCCUUUAUAAAGGGUAUAGAUUAGAUAUUAAUAAAGCAGUGGAAAGAAGAAAUAUGAAUAAGGCUUCAUCAAGGUCCAGUCCCACACGAAGAGACCAAUAUGCCUACGGGGAUGGCCGAGAUACCAGGCGUGACCGCUCCCCUCUUCGGGGGAGCCCACGGAGAGACCCCAGGGAUGGCAGGGAUGGCAGGAACGGGCGAGAUGCUAGAGACGCUCGAGACAUUCGAGGCAGAGACAUGCGUGAUGCCAGAGACCACAGGGACCCACGGGACUUGAGGGAUCCAAGGGACUUGAGGGAUCCAAGGGACUUGAGGGAUCCACGUGAUGUUAGAGAUCUUCGUGACCCACGGGAGCCGCUGUAUGAUCGAUACAGGGAUCCACGGGAUAUGAGAAAUGCACGAGAUAUGAGGGAUCCACGGGAUAUGAGAGACCCUCGGGACCCUUUGUACAGACGAGACGAGUCUUACGACCGUUACCUGCGCCUUGACGACUACUACCGGCGCAAGGACGACUCCUACUACGACCGCUACAAGGAGCCAGAGGACCGGCUGAAGCGCGAGGAGCGGCGCCGGGAGGAGCUGUACCGUCAGUACUAUGAGGAAAUCAAGAGGCGGUUUGAUGCAGAGAGACCCGUGGAUUGUUCUGUGAUAGUGGUGAAUAAACAGACAAAGGAGUACGCAGAGUCCGUGGGGCGGAAGGUGCGGGACCUGGGCAUGGUAGUGGACCUGAUCUUCCUGAACACAGAGAUGUCACUGACACAAGCCCUGGAUGAUGUGAGCAGGGGAGGGUCUCCUUUCGCCAUUGUCAUCACCCAGCAGCAUCAAGUUCACCGUUCUUGCACUGUUAACAUCAUGUUUGGCACCCCACAAGAGCACCGCAACAUGCCCCAGGCUGAUGCCAUGGUGCUGGUGGCAAGGAAUUACGAGCGCUACAAGACGGAGUCCCGGGAGAAGGAGCGGGAGGAGAUCGCCCGGCAGGCUGCCAAGAUGGCAGAUGAAGCCAUUCUGCAGGAGAGGGAGCGCCCACCCCCCAUGGAGGAGGGUGUCAGAGGAAGUCACUCUCCCAGGAUCCAAACUCUCCUGAACCUGCUGGCAGACAAUCGCUAUGUGACUCCUGAGGAGAUAGAUAAAGUCAUUGAUUACCUGAGAGACCGGAAGGAACGCUUGCUGCGGGGCAGCACUGAAUCUCUGCAGGCACCCAUGUCAAGACAACCUUUGGGGCCACCUUCAGGAUCAUCACUGGGUAGUCAGUCCAACCUUCCAAGUUCUCAGGCUCAUCAGAGUUCACAGCCUCUAGUAUCUACUCCUUCUGUUCCAGCGUCCUCUUCUACUCCUCAGCAGGAGCUUCAAGCAAAAAUCCUCAGCCUCUUCAACAGCGGGGCGGCGGCGGCGGCAGCUGCUGUGGCAAACAGUGGUCCUGCGGCCUCCACGGGCUCUUCAGCCAGCACUCCCAACCAGAACUUUGCUAACCUGGCCGGCGGGCAGCCCCGACCAGCACAGAUGAAUGCUGGAAAUUUAAACCAGGCUCAGCAGAGAUUGCAGACUCCAAACACGCAGAUUCCUGCUCUCCCGGGCCCUUCGAGAAACGCAGGUCCGAGACCCGGCGCUCCUCCACAGCCUCAGCCGCUCUAUGGUCAGCACCAAACCCGCCUCCCUGCGCCUGGCAGUGUGCCCGCCCAAAGGCCGGUGUCUUCUGGUAUCAACUUUGACAACCCCAGUGUACAGAAGGCCUUGGACACCCUCAUCCAGAGUGGUCCUGCACUCUCCCACCUUGUGAGCCAAACCGUGGCCCAGGGGCGAGCGGGGUCCUCAGCCCAGCAACCGAUGGGUGCCUACCAGCGACACUAUUAG